Messenger RNA from Pristis pectinata (smalltooth sawfish), 3158 nucleotides. It is a transcript of the gene gstcd, whose product is annotated as glutathione S-transferase, C-terminal domain containing. Lineage: Eukaryota; Metazoa; Chordata; Chondrichthyes; Rhinopristiformes; Pristidae. Bases 48 to 1985 code for a protein of 645 amino acids. The record is from RefSeq and is a predicted model, not a curated record. The transcript has 12 exons.
GGUUCCCCCCUCUCAUUCGUGCUGCAUGCGUUCAGGUAGUUGCAAAAAUGAAGAAAGAGGGUAUGAACGAUGAGUGCUUGUAUCUGGAGUUUUCCCACUACUUGGAAGAUAGGAUUUUUCCUCUGCACACAUCCAUUGUUUUAUUUCUAAUGUCCUACUGUGACACUACAUCUAUAAGGGUGUUCCUCAUGCCAAAUAAGGAUGCUGCUGAUAGUACAUUAUGGAAGAAAAAGGUACCGGCCAACAUUCCUGUGACUAUCGUUUCAAAGCAGGAACUGCCUCCCGUGGUUCGAAGUUGUCGUUUACCAGCUCUGGUGGAAAGGAAUGGGAAUUUUUGUCGAGCAGGCCUUGCUGUGGUUUUGAGAUACAUUAUUCAAAGAACUUGUGAAGUUGACUGCAAUCGCAGGGAUGUCUCAGAGCUGCUUGGAUUUAAAAAGACAUGCUUAAAGGCUUGUGCUGAGGUGAGCCAGUGGACCAAGCUAUGUGAGAUUAGCAUUCCGCUAGCUGUGGAGAGCUUCCCUAGGAAUAGCCAUGGCCAUCGAGCCAUUCCACCCGAGAUAGAACACCUGGAGCAAAAACUUGGAGAACCUGUCCGUGUUCACAAUGAUGACAAGAUUCGUAGGCAGAAACUGCAACAGUGGGCCAAGGACAAAAAUAAAGACCCAAUCAAAAUGGGAUCCGAUAAAGGAGCUGGCUGCUGUGAUGAAGGAGUGGACAUAAUUAAAGGUUUAAGUGAGGAAAACAUGGAUACCGAGAAGGAAAGCCUGGAGCUGAGGACAGCACUUUCUAAGCUAGCAGUGGAGCAGAUACCAGCUGUGACCAGCAGGGAGCAGGCCUGUAUUAGAAAAGUGAAAACCGCUGAUCUUCCACCACUGGACCAUGUGUUUGCUGAGGGGCUUUACUUCACUCUCACAGAUGUAGUCCUAUUUCCUUGCCUACACUACUUUUUUGUUUCUCUUGGGGACUGUCAAGAACAGAUGCUGAAAGCUUUGCCCUUGCUCUCCCGUUGGUACCAACGUGUGCAGGAAGUAUCUGGAGUGAAGAAAGCCGCUGUUAGCUGUGGCAUUCAUCUUCUCAACCUUCCUGCUCCUCUGCCUUCUUCCAAUGUGCUGACUCCAAGCUCCAUUGACCAUAAGGACAAGAAGACUGAAACCACAGACCCCCAUUUCCGAGGUGGCCCAAGACCCACCAUGAAGAAGCUUGAAGAGAAUGGAAUUUCUGCAAGAUUCAUCCCACACCCUUGUCCCUCGCUGAGUCAGGAUUGGAGCAACUUUCCCUUAUCUGCCCAUCCCAUAGAAGGAAAACUCUCCUCUGAGCGUGCCCUAAGGAAGCAGCAACAGUUAGACAACAUAAUCUCCAUUGUGACAAAAUUGGCCAAACCUGGUGAUACAAUUGUUGAUUUCUGCAGUGGUGGGGGCCACCUUGGGAUUGUCCUAGCUCACACCUUGUCGUCCUGUCAGGUGAUUUUAGUGGAAAACAAGGAAGAAUCAUUGGUGCGUGCUAAAGGCAGAUGUGACGACCUCGGAUUACAAAACAUCUGGUUUCUGCAGACAAAUCUGGAUUAUUUCACAGGACCUUUUCAAAUCGGUGUGGCACUUCAUGCAUGCGGGGUAGCAACAGACAUGGUGAUUGAUCACUGUAUCAUGGCACAGGCGGCAUUUGUUAUCUGCCCUUGCUGUUAUGGCUUCAUACAGAACACGGUCAAGUACACAUUCCCAAGAAGCCAAAAAUUCAAGAAUGUUUUGUCAUAUAAGGAACACAUGGUUCUGUGCAGGUUUGCAGAUCAGACAGCUGUUCAACUCCCUGCAGAGCGCCGGCUAAUAGGGAAGAAUUGCAUGGGUCUAGUGGAUCUGGACCGAGCUUGGUCUGCAGAGGAACAUGGGUACACAGUCUAUGUGACAUCCAUGGAACCAGACAGCUGUUCGCCAAAAAACAACCUGAUAGUGGGAAGUUGUGCAGCCCAAGAUCUCGGUUUAAUUGCAUAAUGUCCCAAGGACAACAUUCAGACUGCUCUGACAUCAAGAAAGAUGAGCUGAUUCAUUGUGUGCUACUUGAUGUCAGUCAACUUCUUACCGUAAAAACAGAAAAUGCUGGAGGAGUCAGAUCAGGCAGCAUCUGAGGAGAGAACAGCAGAGUUAAUGUUUCAUCAGUUCUGAUGUAAGAUUAUCAACCUGAAAUUUGCCUCCUGAAGUUUCUCUCUCCACACGUGCUGCCCGACCUGCUGAGUGUUUUUCUGAUUUCUGGCAUCAAUGCUGCUUUUAGUUCUUCCUGUUUUCAUACUCAGCAGCAGCAGAAUGGUGAGGUCAUGGGUCAAUGUUUUCUGACAGAGUCUCCCUAUUCCCACGGUAUAUCCCUAUUCCCACAGUUUUCUGCAAUAACUUCAGUGUUGGAAUGGGAAACUAUCUUCAGUUUCACAAUUUGACUUAUUUUAACAAAUGGCAGCACCCCCUGCACUCCAUUGCCUUUUAAACUCCAUUUCCUAUGAAUUGUUCUACUGAUGAAUGGAAGUGACUGAACCAUCAAGUAUAAUUGGGAAUUUUUAGAUAUUUUUCCUGAUUUAUUUCAUAUUGUAAUGCAUUUGGAUUAUAAAAUUCACUCUCUUCCAGUGUGUUUCAACCAGCAAAAUAACAACCAGAAAAUAAGACCUGAUACAAAUUAGGAAUAUGAUAUUGUGCUUGAGAAGGGUGCUACUGAUAGAUGAUUGUGGGCAAGUUUCUGUUUCCUCAGUAAGUUGUAUGCUUAAUGCUGUGGAAGAGUCUAUGAAAUUUUCCCAUCUCAAUAUUUCAACUUUUUUUUACAGAGAGAAGAAUAAGUGGUAAAAGCAGAGUGUUAUUGUUCUUGCAAUUUAUUUUUUUUCUGGAUUUUUUCUUUUGUAAAAUAAUGAUUUUUCAGCACAGGCAAGCAUUUGUAAUCAGCGCUAGGUAAGUAAAGUUAACAUAUUUUUAUGGAGUUUUAAGAAAGUAAUACAGCUGUAAUAUAGAUACAGUUGUAAUACAGUAUUCAAUUAAUUAGUGAUAUUCCUGAUAUUUCUGGGAUUGUUCUGAUAUUGUGGAAUUUGAUUAAAAGCCAACUGCUAAGUAUCAUUGACAACCUGGAUGUUUAAAGUGAAUAUGUAAUUACUUUGUCAUAAUGUCAAUUAAAAACACCAGCUAUUAAAA